GAGGUAUUUGAUUGAGCAAGAUAGGAGGACGUGUGGCCUCAUUGGACAGACUUCACGGCAGAGAGAAAGGGGAAGAGAGGAACUGCAAAUUUGCAUUUCUCUCUCCCUCUCCCCAUAACACUACAGAGUCUUUCCUGCAAUUAUUAUAUCCACAGUCGCCCUCUGUGAAAUCCAAUCCAACCCAAGCCCUUUUCUCUCCGCCGUGAACUGCCGGAAAGCGACGAGACGACCGACAUUCUAGAUGUCGUCAAAGAUGGUAGAAAAUGAUUCAGUGACAAACGUUAGUUACCGGCGAGGUCGAGGUUAUGACAUCGAGGAAGACUCCAUAGAUGGGGCUACUUUAAAAAAUGACCCUGAAUAUUACGAUGAUGAUGGUCGUCUUAAACGAACAGGGAAUGUUUGGACUACAAGCUCCCACAUUAUUACAGCUGUGGUAGGAUCUGGGGUGCUGUCCUUAGCUUGGGCAAUAGCUCAGAUGGGUUGGAUUGCUGGUCCUUCAGUGAUGAUCUUAUUCAGCAUUGUCACUUUGUAUACUUCAUCCUUUCUAGCUGAUUGUUAUCGAACUGGUGACCCCAUGUUCGGGACGAGAAAUUAUACUUUCAUGGACGCAGUUAGCACCAUUCUAGGUGGGCGCAGCGUUACGCUUUGCGGGAUUGUUCAAUACUUGAAUCUUUUCGGAAGUGCAGUAGGAUACACAAUCGCGGCUUCACUUAGCAUGAUGGCACUUAAAAGGUCUCACUGUCUUCAUUUCUCUGAUGAAGAAAACUCGUGUCAUAUUUCAAGUAACCCAUACAUGAUCGGUUUUGGGGCAAUGCAAAUUAUCUUUUCCCAGAUUCCAGAUUUUCAUAACAUGUGGUGGCUCUCAAUAGUGGCUGCAAUCAUGUCUUUCACCUAUUCCAUAAUUGGUCUCCUUCUUGGAAUUGUCAAAAUUACGGAAACGGGAACUAUCAAGGGAAGCCUCACUGGAAUAGGCAUUGAAGCUGUGACUGAAGCCCAAAAAGUAUGGGGUGUUUUCCAAGCUCUUGGUAACAUAGCCUUCGCCUAUUCAUAUUCUUUCGUACUCCUUGAAAUUCAGGAUACCAUCAAAGCUGUGCCAUCGGAAGUAAAAACAAUGAAAAAGGCUACAAAGUUAAGCAUUGCAGUGACGACAACAUUUUAUAUGCUUUGUGGCUGCACGGGAUAUGCUGCUUUUGGAGAUUUAGCACCUGGGAACCUGCUUGCUGGAUUUGGUUACCAUAAAUUAUUUUGGCUUAUAGAUAUGGCUAAUGCUGCUAUCGUAAUUCACCUUGUGGGGGCAUACCAAGUGUAUGCCCAACCCCUCUUUGCCUUUGUCGAGAAGGAGACAGCAAAAAGAUGGCCCAAAAUUGACAAGGAAUUCAAAAUUUCAGUUCCUGGUUUGCGGCCCUACAAGCAGAACAUAUUUAGCCUAGUCUGGAGGACAGUUUUUGUGAUCAUAACAACUGUUAUAUCAAUGUUGCUUCCAUUCUUCAACGACGUUUUGGGAGUGAUUGGUGCAUUGGGGUUUUGGCCUUUAACUGUCUACUUUCCUGUGGAGAUGUAUAUAUUGCAAAAGAGGAUUCCAAAAUGGAGCAUGACAUGGAUUUCGCUGCAGUUGAUGAGUGUGGUCUGCCUCAUCGUAUCAAUUCUGGCUGGUCUUGGCUCGGUGGUAGGUGUCUUGCUUGACCUCAAGAGGUACAAGCCAUUCAGUUCAGAUUAUUAGGGAUCUCAAAACUGAAGGUGCUGAUAGUUGUGAUAGCUAUUCCAAGAAGAAAGGUACUUCAAAUCAUUUUUAUUUUAGUUACUUUUAGUGCGCAUUUUUCAUUAUUUGGUACCAAUAAAAGUGGUACGUCAUAAUGAUUAAAAAAAUUGUUGACUUAAUGUGUUGUCUUACUUAUGAAACAUUUACUUUUAUUUGAGAUUGUAAUGUAAUGUAAAUAUUAAAUUUAUUACUUGCUUGAUUAAAUUUUGAGUCUGUGGUAGAUUUGAGUAAA
Messenger RNA from Vigna unguiculata (cowpea), 1991 nucleotides. Its product is annotated as amino acid permease 4-like. The record is from RefSeq and is a predicted model, not a curated record. Lineage: Eukaryota; Viridiplantae; Streptophyta; Magnoliopsida; Fabales; Fabaceae.